AUGCAAGUACAAGUACGCCCCGCGUCCUCCACAGAUGCCAACGAAGCCAAGCAGUCAUUUUUCAGGAGAGUUCAACUCCACGACUUGGCCUCCAGUCUGUCUCAUUGGAUCACGUGUCUGUUUAUCACCGCGAUCGUUUGUUCACAGUUGCUGGGGGCCGUGUGGGACACCACAACAACUACCGAACACCUCGUGUAUGGUCGAAGUCCAUUGCUUGGACCUUCACAGAUCAUCGGCACAAACGACGUGCCGUUCCCGGAUCGGGUGAUAGCCGAAACUAUCGACAACAUUGUUGCUGCCUGUGAGGCAUUGGGGUACAGCAAUCUAACUCGAGAUAAUCUCCGCGUCGUUGACGACUGGAACAGCAACAAUUUGUACAAACUUCCCAAUACAUUACCCGUGCUCAUCAUGCCGUACUGGGAUAACGCAGUUUACUCCCGGCACGCCGUCCCCACCUGGAGCGGUGACGCGUGUAUUUUUCGGCUGGAGGAUGCGUACACGCUUGUCGAUAGCGGCUCUACAGUUGCGAGUUUCCGUGGGGUGAACCAAAGUGUCCGCCAUGACAGAACGAUCGAGUGGUUGAAGCGACCCGAAGGAAUCUGGAAGAACGGCUGGUACGAAGACCCACAACGAAUACGCUGGUACUCGGACGUCAAAAGUUCGUGGGCGGGGCCCCCUUACUACAUGAUGCAUCGACUAUUCGAUAUGCGGUCAGGGAUGGAAGUGGAUUGCACGGACCCAAAUAAUUGUGAAGAUGCGCCUCAUGUUGACCAAUGGGGUGACAAGUUCAGCUCCUCCGAUAAGGGUCACAAGAUCAAUUCCAUCUACAUCGCCAACGGGACCGAGUUUGGGUUAUUCUACGAAUCGUUCGAGCAGCACAUUGUGAGAAGUGUUUUUGACUGGGAAACGUUGCUCUCCAACGUAGCGGUCGGAUUGGUUUUGUUUCGGUGGGUGCUGGGUAUCGUGGUGUUGCACUCCGUAGCUCUACGAGGCAAAACCCAGUGGUUUAGCGGUGGAAUCGGCUGUGUAUCUGGCGCCAGCAGCUUUGCCUUUCUCCCUUUUGCGUCAUUACCCCGAUUAAAGACGACGCUCGCAGCAUUCUGGACCGUGGGCUGCCGAUUUGAGGGCCAACAGGUCGGUCUAGCUGAAGCGUGGUUUGCUAUCUACCCAGCCAUCGCAACCUUCGCGCUGAUUUACUUCAGCCUCCUGAAUCUCUUAGCCAAAGCUCUUCGACGACGAAUGUCGGAUGCAUUAUUCACGCCUACGGUCGUCGCACUGUGUUUGUUGCACUACUUUCGCCUAGAAAUUGCUGCAUCGGGUUGGUUAAAGGGCGUCGACGGCCGAAUCCCGACUGUGGUGUUCUCAGACGAGGUGAAGAAGCUGCACCUGUACGACUACUUUAGUUCAGACAUCGCCUGGCGUAUGAACGGCCGAGUGCCGCUCAUCUUCGGUGUGAAACUGGCCAUCCUCGGAGUCAACUUGCUGCCUCUCCUGUUGGCACACACGUUCCCAGUCGGAGAUCGCUGUGCAGACCUUGGUCUUCAUGGGAUAGAGAAGGCAUUGGCUGUACGCACUAAACAUGUAGGCGGACUCGGGCGUUCGUUGACGUAUAUUAUUGCCGUGGUUGAUCGAAAAGAACGCCACGUAGCCUCGAUGAGUUUCACGGGUCGACUGGUGUCUGCCCACAACGACAGAAGUGGGAGUCGAGAGGUUGAAUGGAACCCAACGCGCGCCUGGGUGACUCCUGUCACCCCACUUUGUGUCCAAGCCGAAGAACCCCUUAACAAUAACGGCCCCAGCAGCAUCCACGAAGUAGCGUUUGUCAACAGCUACGAGCUCAUUCGCCUAGGAUACCUCGUCUUCGGCGACAAGUACCUCAUCACGUUUGACGAGUGGGACGUGCUAUCGUCGAUAGCUCCGUUUAAAUCUUUCGUCCACUUCUGGAACCACCGGGUGCUCGUGUGGACACUUCGACCAGCGGAAGAUGAAGGGGAUGCUGAGAUCGCUGGUGGUCGGGCGCUUGAAUGCGUUGAGCCCGAAAUGUGA
Molecule: messenger RNA, 2046 nt
Organism: Phytophthora sojae
Lineage: Eukaryota; Oomycota; Peronosporomycetes; Peronosporales; Peronosporaceae
Exons: 2
Coding region: 1-2046 (681 amino acids)
Source: RefSeq, a predicted model, not a curated record